This is a messenger RNA of Guillardia theta CCMP2712, 2667 nucleotides long. RefSeq lists its product as hypothetical. The coding region runs from base 1 to 2667 and encodes 888 amino acids. Gene Ontology annotation, molecular function: metallopeptidase activity; protein binding. The record is from RefSeq and is a predicted model, not a curated record. The transcript has 3 exons. Lineage: Eukaryota; Cryptophyceae; Pyrenomonadales; Geminigeraceae.
AUGGGUGGAGACAAAGGCAAGAAUGACAAGGGAAAGCCUCGUUCGAAGCUGGAAAUGACUCCUGAAAAGUGCUUUGAUCCUUGUCAAAUUGAUGCGAGCGAGUCGCAGGCACAAUCCAAACUUCCCGACAGAAAGGAUGAGAUUUCUUCUCGUCCUAUGUCAAACGGGGCACAUAAACAAAGCAAAUCGACUCCUCGGUCGAAACCUGAUGAACUUUUAGACGGAGGGCGAGGCUGUCACAUCCCUAAAGAAGUUUUUUCGAGCUUGUACUCUCUUCAUUCGUACACGCCGCACAUGGGCAUUCUGUUGGAAAAACGACAGUCGAAGCGAAUAGGACAGAGAAGGGAUAUCUACGUCGAGAGUUACCGUCUAAGCUACAAUUUUUCAGAGGAUGGACUCCUUGCUAUGAUCUUGGAAAUCCUGGCAGAGGGGAAACUAUCGAUUGCAGGAUGGUUCUUGGUUGUUAAAUCCGCCCCAGAAGAUCUUAGCAGACUUGGUGACGCGAUCUCCACCAGCAUGUUCAACACGAUAAGCUCUGUCCUUACUACCGCUAAUCUGACCUACAAUCUCUCCAAAGGGAUCUGUACAGAUGCGGAACAACUGGCUUGCAAUACCGUGGAUAUGCUCACCAGCCUGUUGGGAUUGAUCGUGGUUAAGAUAGAAAGCGAAGACACUCUUCGAUUCAGAUCAUUUUGUUUGAGGACCCCGUGCGAUUGUCCGCAUUAUAUUCAGAACAUUCGACAGCGGAUUAAUCGAAUGAAAUCUUCCAAACAAUGUAAUGGGUACGCGGGUGAUAGUGUGCUAUCAUCCGAGCCCGUCGAUGACUCACCAGGCAGAGCUGUAGAAGAGCACCGUGCCAAAGACUCUGAAGUCGUCGUGCUGUCAGAUGACGAAGACAAGUACGAGACAGAGGACGACGAUGAAGCGAAAUCAGCCAGACAGGAGGAUGGGGCUGGAUCGGAUUCUGACAAGUCUUGUCAUAUCGACCCUUCUGAAACAGUGAUGGAUAUAAAUCACGCGAAAAACCUUCCCGAACAGGACGCUGAAAAUGCUUGUGAGGUAGGUGUACUCCGGAAGAGUUCCAGAAACAAGCAGAAAGCUGCUUGUGGUGUGGUUUCAGAUCCAACGUGCAACUGCUGCCGACAUUUUGAAUCGGGGUCGGACAUGAUCAUGCUGAAAUGCCAUGUAAGGAUAUUGCCAGGGACAACAGCACAGAUUUUCAACGAUAGAAAUUCCUUGAUGCAAUCUAUUAGAAAUCAUUAUUCAGAAUUGGAGGAUAUCAAUUCUUUGAUCGCUUCAAUUAAUCAAAAGCUUGACAUGAAGAAGACUUUGGAUGUGGCGAAAAAUUCAUUCAUGGAUCAGUUGGAGGUCUAUCAGAAUGCAUGUACAAAUGUUCAAAAACUGAUUUCCUCCGGUUUGCUUAGACAUGUUCAGAGUGCAGUGCGUGAACAUCAGAUCAGAAGUUCUCUAACAUCACAGUCGGAUUCCACAAAUUGCGAUUUGAACAGCAAAACGCACUUUUUGGUCGAUAAUGGUGUAAUGGUCACUGUCAUGGAUCUCGUAUUGAAUGAUGUCUGCAACGAAAGCAUAGGCUUCUUGUACGGAAUGAGAGAAGACAAGAAGGUCCAUAUCAAGUCCUGCAGAUUACAGGAAAGAGAUAUCUCAAGUCUUAGUCGGAAUACUGUUCAUUUGAAGCCAGAAUGGCAGCAUACAACCAAGUAUGCGGGUUUUGAAGUGGUUGGAUGGUUUCAUAGCCAUCUAUGCGAUAACCCUUCGCCAAGCUCAGAGGAUUGGGAAAUGCAUGAAAUGCUUGAAACAGAGUUCGAUCGUCCACUGAUAGGCAUGAUCUGCUGCUUGACAAUAGAUCAGUGCUCACUGGCAUUUGAAAGUACAGAAGUUGCCUUCUCCUUGUUUCACAGCGAGAGAACGAGAUACGUAGAGUGGUCGGUGGUCGAAGAGUUGUACACAUCACCGUCUCUCAUCCGAGCAAAGUGGGAUGCGCUUGAAGGAAGCUUCGACGAAAAUCAGGCUGUGUUUGAAGACGUCAUGAGUGAGGCACAUGGGAACACGCGCACUCCAUAUCUCCGAUGGAUACAAUACUUGGAAGAUUUCCAAAGUUCGAUUCGACUGAUGAAUCAACAAGUCCAGCAGCUUGUUUCGAACAUCAAGGUUCAGAUGCUAUAUUUGGGGAGAAUUACACAGGAUGAAAACUGCAUGAAAUUGGGCGAGACAAAAAUCAAAACUCUAAUGUGGGACAAUCACGCUCUCCCAACAGUCUUCUGCGUCAAGACGUUUCCUCGCCCGGAUUCGAAGAGUUUGGCAACAUCGAUAUCUCCAGAACCUGAGAAGCAGCAACAUGUUGAAGAGGUUAAAGAAGAACAACCUGAAACUUCGCCUGUUGGCAGGGCGGAAAUCUCGCCUGUCCGCAGGGAGAAUCCUUCUCCUCGACGACCGUUCACGACGGAAAAGUUCAACGGUGGAGGGGCCUUUGCUAGCACGAUGUCAGCAAAUUCGAGAGCGAAGAAGGACGUGCCAGUGAGGGAGCGUGAGUUUGAUACGAGAUCAAACGGAGAGUUGCAUCAAUCCUUAGUUCAUGACGACGAUACAGAUGAUUUUGAAGAUCCUCCUUCUAAGAAACCGAAAUCCGGGUCAAGGCGAAGAAGUUGA